Bactrocera neohumeralis is the source of this 2443-nucleotide messenger RNA. RefSeq names its product tigger transposable element-derived protein 1-like. The record is from RefSeq and is a predicted model, not a curated record. Gene Ontology annotation, molecular function: DNA binding. Gene Ontology annotation, cellular component: nucleus. The transcript is spliced from 2 exons. NCBI's taxonomy places the organism in Eukaryota, Metazoa, Arthropoda, Insecta, Diptera, Tephritidae. Bases 555 to 2318 code for a protein of 587 amino acids.
CUCUUUUUACGCUAUUUCACUUUAACGCGGUUAUUUUUGCGGCGGAAAUUCCUUUUUUUACGCGAAUUUCUCACUUUAACGCGAUUGCUUUUUUUUCGUUUUUUGCUUGUUUACAUAUUUUUACGCGUAAUAAUUUUUGAAUAUGUCGGCGCAUCCUAAUAGUAUGUGGAUAUUGGUAUGCGUGUGUUAGUGUAUGGGUAUGCAGUUUCGGGAAUUUCGUUAAAAGACUAAGUUCCUCAUUAUUGCAUCAGCCGUUGAUUGGGUUGUGAUUGGUUGUUUGCAUGUCGUCUCUUCAAGAAGUACCGUUUUAGCGGGGCGACAGCGUGGCGUCGCUAUAGUCAAGUGUGGUUCGGUGUUAAGCACAAAAGGAAGAAAUCGACGUAGAGUCAAGUCUUGUUUAGAAUGUCUACCGAAAAGCGUGGUAUUCCGACAAAUAUAAUACGGGGAAGUCCCAACAAAAAAAUUUUACUCUAUGUGUAUCAAUUAUUGCAAAUCUAAAUUUAGUUAGCGGCCGGUGCAGUUGUUUUGGAAUUUCAAUUUUUGCUAGCUUUACAAUGGAAGCUAAUUCAGGAAAAAAUAAAAAACGCAAAGGCAUUUCUUUAGAAACAAAAAUAAAAGUUUUGGACUAUCUAGAGCAGGGAGCUGGCCCAACAAAUGUGGGAAAGAGGCUUGGACUCAGUGAAUCUACAGUGCGGACAAUAAAAAAAAAUGAAAAUGCAAUUAGAAAAUCUGUAGUUUCCGGAAAAAAUGUAAAUGCGAAGAAAACUUCAUACUCAAGAAAUGUUUUUAUUGAAGAAAUGGAAAACCUACUAACAAUUUGGAUUGAGGAUCUCAACCAGAAACGAAUCCCAGUUGAUACUACAACAAUAAAACAAAAAGCUCUACGUAUUUUUAAUCGAUUAACAUCGAACCAAGAAAACAAAAACGAAUUUUCAGCUAGUGGUGGAUGGUUUUCGAAGUUUAUUGAAAGACAUAAUUUUCAUAAUUUAAAAAUUAAGGGUGAAAUUGCUUCAGCUGAUAGUAAAGCUGCGCAGGACUAUCCACCAAAGUUAUUAAAAAUUAUUCAAGAAGGUGGUUACACGCCAGACCAAGUUUUCAAUGCGGACGAAACCGGCCUAUUUUGGAAGAGGUUACCAAAACGAACAUAUGGGUCUAAAACCCAAAAAUCAUUUGGUGGCUUCAAAGCUGCAAAGGACCGUGUAACGUUUUUAUUAUGUAGCAAUGCUUCUGGUGACCGCAUGAUUAAACCGCUAUUAGUAAACAAAAGUCUCAGGCCGCGAGCACCAAAGGGCAAAGAUUUAAAUCAUUUACGUGUUCACUGGAUGGCCAAUAAAAAAGCCUGGGUAACUGGAAAUAUAUUCCAAGAAUGGUUUGCUAAAUGCUUUGUACCAGAAGUUAAAAGUUAUUUGGAGAAGAAGAAACAGCCCUUUAAGGCUCUUUUAAUAAUUGACAAUGCACCAGGCCAUCCGAUGAUUGAACAUCCUAAUGUAAAUAUCAUUUUCCUCCCACCGAAUACUACAUCAAUUAUCCAACCGAUGGAUCAAGGCAUUAUUGCGACUUUUAAAAUGUACUACCUCAAAAAAACUUUUCAGUGCAUUAUGAAAAAACUGGAGGAAAAUCCUGAAUUGGACUUCACUGAUGCUUGGAAAAAUUUUUCUAUCAAGGAUUGCAUCUUGUACGCGUCAAAAGCAAUUUCUGAAAUAAGGCAACAUACGUUAAACGCAUGCUGGAAAUCUCUUUGGCCAGAAUGUGUUAAAAGUGGUAUGUCCGUAACAAGCAAUUCAACUAAUUAUUCAGAUAUCAUUGAUUUAGCACGUUCAGCGGGAGGAGAAAUUCUUGCAGAUAUGACGAGAGAAGAUAUUGACGAAAUUCUUCAAGACCGAGAGCUCGAUGAUGACGAUUUGAUUGAAAUAGCUACGGAAGUUAUCGAAUCGGAAAAUGGCAGCGACACCGAGAUAGACGAGCAUCCAAUUAAAGCAGAGACGAUUAAGCAAGGUCUUAAACUUGCAGCAGAAUUGGAAAAUUAUUUUGUAGCAAAUGAUACUGAUGCCGAACGUGCACGAAUUUUUCAAAAAGAAUUGAGUCUCUGCAUGUUAAGAUAUAAAGAAUUAUAUCGGAAUUUAUUGGGUCCAAAAAGAAGCAAUCAAACAAAAUUAACUGAAUUUAUGGUGCAAACUCAGUCGGAGAUGCUAAGUCAAUCAGAACAUCAAUCCAUAGUUCUUACUAUUGAUUCUGAUACAAAUUCUAGUGAUAUCAGUGCCGGCCAUCGAAAUAAGCGGCUAAGAAUAAUUUCCACUACGGAUAAUGACAGUGAUUAAACAGCAUUCAACGGGUUUUUCAGCAAAUCUACCUAUUUUCUAUUUUCUUCUCUUUUAUAUAUGGUUUUUGUUUUGUAUUUUUUAUUUUGUUAUGAAUGAUUAAAUCAUAAGUCUGAAAUUUGAAA